Molecule: messenger RNA, 3394 nt
Organism: Diprion similis
Lineage: Eukaryota; Metazoa; Arthropoda; Insecta; Hymenoptera; Diprionidae
Gene: beta'COP
Product: coatomer subunit beta'
Exons: 8
Coding region: 311-3178 (955 amino acids)
Biological process (GO): endoplasmic reticulum to Golgi vesicle-mediated transport; retrograde vesicle-mediated transport, Golgi to endoplasmic reticulum; intra-Golgi vesicle-mediated transport
Cellular component (GO): COPI vesicle coat
Molecular function (GO): protein binding; structural molecule activity
Source: RefSeq, a predicted model, not a curated record
UCCGAUGUCGCGUAUAUUUCCCUUUAACUGAGCAACGGACGCAAAUAUAGAUUCCAUUUCGUCAAUGUUGUGAAUGGUUAAUAAAAUUACAGUUUUCGCUCCUGUGGAUGCUUGGAAACCGUUUUGGUCUUAUCAAAUAAUCGAUCUCAUUUCGUCAAAAAGUAGAACCGUCUGCUACAUGAUGCGCCAUGUUCGAGCCACGUCCUAACUUCAUGGCAGCGGCUUCGUGUUUAGGUUUACAAUAAGUAUAUUUCAUUUGACAUUUUAAUCCCUGUUCUGAAGGCCGAAACGAUUACAACAAUCAUCAAACAUGCCGCUUCGACUAGACAUUAAACGCAAGCUGACGGCGAGAUCGGAUAGAGUAAAGAGUGUCGAUCUUCAUCCGUCUGAGCCAUGGAUGCUGUGUUCAUUAUACCAGGGAAAUGUGAACAUCUGGAAUCACGAGUCGCAGACGUUGGCCAAGACCUUCGAAGUGUGCGAUCUACCUGUCAGAACAGCAAAGUUUGUCGCAAGAAAAAAUUGGGUCGUCACUGGCUCUGAUGAUAUGCAAGUUAGAGUUUUUAACUACAACACACUAGAACGUGUUCAUGCGUUCGAAGCACACAGCGAUUAUGUCAGAUCCAUCGCCGUUCAUCCCACGCAACCGUUCAUUCUUACCAGCAGUGACGACAUGCUGAUAAAAUUAUGGAACUGGGACAAAGCUUGGCUUGGUCAGCAGGUCUUCGAGGGCCAUACCCACUACGUUAUGCAGAUUGUGUUCAAUCCAAAAGACAACAACACAUUUGCCAGUGCAUCUCUGGAUCGCACAGUAAAAGUCUGGCAGCUCGGUUCAUCGACGGCAAAUUUCACACUCGACGGACAUGAGAAAGGUGUAAACUGUGUAGAUUAUUAUCACGGAGGUGAUAAGCCUUAUCUUAUUUCCGGAGCUGACGAUAAGUACGUCAAGAUAUGGGAUUACCAAAAUAAAACCUGCGUCCAAACCCUCGAAGGGCACACACAGAAUAUAUCUGCAGUGUGCUUUCACCCAGAGUUGCCGAUUGUUUUGACUGGUUCAGAAGAUGGAACAGUGAGAAUUUGGCACGCUGGUACCUACAGGCUAGAGUCGUCGCUUAAUUAUGGCUUUGAAAGAGUUUGGACGAUUUCCUGCAUGCGAGGAUCUAACAACGUCGCCUUGGGGUAUGACGAGGGCAGCGUGAUGGUAAAAGUUGGUAGAGAGGAGCCUGCUGUUUCCAUGGAUUCUUUGGGCGGUAAAAUUGUGUGGGCAAGACACAGCGAGGUGCAACAAGUGAACCUAAAAGCACUGGGAGAAGAGGCCCAGGAUGGAGAGCGGCUUCCGUUGGCUGUCAAAGACAUGGGAGCGUGCGAAAUUUACCCACAAACUAUACAGCACAAUCCAAAUGGGAGAUUUUUGGUUGUUUGCGGGGAUGGUGAAUACAUUAUUUACACUUCGAUGGCUCUGAGAAACAAGGCUUUUGGACAGGCAUCGGAAUUUGUAUGGGCUGCUGACUCUAGUCAGUAUGCUGUUAGAGAAGGAACAAGCACUGUGAAAAUCUUCAAGAAUUUCAAAGAAAGGAAAAGCUUCAAACCCGAUUUUGGUGCUGAUGGUAUCUUCGGUGGAUUUAUGCUGGGAGUAUCUUCUGGCUCUGGUCUUUCCUUCUUUGAUUGGGAUUCCCUGAAGCUGAUUCGCCGUAUUGACAUCCAGCCGACGCACGUCUACUGGGCAGAGAAUGCAUCCCUGGUGGCACUAGCAACUGCCGAUCAAUACUUUAUUUUAAAAUUCCAUGCAGAUGCUGUGAACAACGUGCCAGAAAACACAGAAGAUAUCGAAGAUGCGUUCGAGAUGGUUGCGGAAAUGAGUGAGGCGGUAAAAACUGGUCUCUGGGUAGGCGACUGCUUCAUUUACACCAACAGCGUAAAUAGAAUCAAUUACUUCGUUGGAGGCGAAGUCGUCACCAUAUCACAUUUGGACAGGCCGAUGUACCUGUUGGGCUAUGUUCCACGAGAUAACAGGCUUUACCUAUGUGACAAGGAACUCUCCGUUGUUUCAUACUCUCUCUUGCUAUCCGUACUGGAAUACCAAACGGCAGUUAUGAGAAAAGACUUUGAAACCGCUGACAGGGUGCUUCCAACUGUACCAAAAGAGCAUCGCACCAGAGUGGCCCACUUUUUGGAAAAACAAGGUUUCAAAGAACAAGCGCUAGCAGUCUCGACAGAUCCAGAACAUAGAUUCGAAUUGGCUUUGGCACUAGGCGACCUAAGAACGGCGCAUGAUUUAGCAAAAGAAGCUAGUAGUCAGCAGAAAUGGCGACAACUCGCAGCCCUUGCAACUCAAAAAGGCAAAUUGCGUUUAGCUCAAGAAUGCUUGCAUCAUGCGCAAGAUUUUGGUGGUCUUCUACUACUAGCUACAAGCACCGGCAACGCUGGAAUGAUAAGAAAACUUGGCGAAGCUGCGGACGAUUCAGGGAAAAACAACAUUUCGUUUCUCUCGAAUUUUCUCCUUGGAGAUAUUGACAAGUGUUUAGAUAUCCUGAUAAAAACUGACAGGAUUCCCGAGGCUGCAUUCUUCGCGAGAGCCUAUGCCCCCAGCAAAAUAUCGUCUGUUGUAAAACUGUGGCGUGAAAAAUUAUCGGCCGUGAGCGAAAAGGCUGGACAGAGCCUGGCAGACCCGGAACAAUACGAGAAUCUUUUUCCUGGAUUCCGAGAAAGUCUCAAGGUUGAACAGUUCUUGAGGGACGAAGCCAAACAGACCAUACCAGCAGCCGCUUACCCGUCGGUCAAGCCAAAUGUUGCCCGCAAACCUCUGGAGGAAAUGCAAGCAGCCGAAGAAGCCGGCAAGUUCUUUUAUAGAGGUGAACUACUUCCAGGAGCUUCAGAUGAACCCGCGCCAAAAGACACAACUGAGCUUUUAGCCAAUCGACUUGUAGAUCUUGAUAUUAGCCAACCAACUUUCAUCCCUGCCCCAACCACAAACCAACCUUUGACGAGCCUUCCAGCUGGUCCGUUGAAACCCUCUGUAGCUCCUCAACCUCUGGUACCGCAACAAGUUACUAAACCAGCCAGCACAACGAGACCAUUAACCAUAGAUGAUGAUGAUGACAUAGAUUUCGACCUCGAACUUGACGAAAAUAUCGAUACCACUGAUGUAAAUUUGGACGAUGACUUACUAGGAGAAGACUAAAACUAGAAGAAAAGUGAAUCCUCUGCAACUGCACAUGCUAAUCUUCAAAUUGUUUUACAUCUCUGCCAGAAUACCGAGGUGAACUCAUCUCAUUCAUUCCCUGCUACAAGCACUUUGAAGUAUUAAUUUAGAGAAAAUAUAAUAUACUGUACAAUAAAUGUAUGUGAGAUAUUUUUCACGUAAUAAUAUAUGAAUAAUUAUUAAAUUUUACCAAAA